AUGUCGGCCGGCAGUGGGCCGAUGGCUGGCUUGGUUCUUGGCUGGGAGUCCGGGACGCAAAGAGGGUGGGGGCGGGCCCGGGCGUCCCUGGCCUUACUCACGGCAGCUCGGAGUAACAUCAGAUGUCGGAUUCUGAUGGAGAUUGCAGCUCCGAUCCAACGCAAGCAAACGAAACGCAACCAACUACUGCUGCUGUUACUUGCGGCGGGGGCCGUCCACUUGUUAACGCGGUACUUCUGCACCCGCACAUGCUGCGAAGCCAACGGGGUUCCUGCAGUCGUACUACUCUAUCUCCUCACCCCUCGCUAA
Messenger RNA from Pyricularia oryzae 70-15, 309 nucleotides. RefSeq lists its product as uncharacterized. NCBI's taxonomy places the organism in Eukaryota, Fungi, Ascomycota, Sordariomycetes, Magnaporthales, Pyriculariaceae. The transcript has 3 exons. The record is from RefSeq and is a predicted model, not a curated record. Bases 1 to 309 code for a protein of 102 amino acids.